CUUUUAUUUUUUCAUUUUUCAGAGCUUCAGCCGAGAAUUGGAGGUGCCCAAUACAUCCGAUGGGGCCAAACUACUUGCCCCAACGCAGAAGCCGAGGCUACUGUGGUCGGGGUGAUGGCUACCUCAGAAAUUGUCCAAGAUGGUGGAUCCAGUCAGUUUGUCUGCUCAGCACUUGAUCCUACUCAUGUCGAUCCCAAAGAUUACUUCAAAAAUUUUCCUGGAGACGACGAUCCUGAAGACCAUCUUCUUGUGGGUCCAAUGAGGUACAUGGGAGAUAUGAAAAGAUUUAAGAGUAUGUUCAUGAAGGAGAUUGCCUGCGUCCGAUGUCGAGUUGCCAUUCGGACCACGGUUCUCAUCAAAGCUGCUGACAAAUCUUGUCCAAGCGAUAAAUGGACCAAAGAGUACGAAGGAUAUUUGAUGGCUCCUGGGAUGACGGCCAACAAGGGCGAAUACAUAUGCAUGGACAAAGACAUGAAACAGCCAGAUGGAGAGGUGAAAUUCGGUAACAGUGAAAUGUCUCAUUCUCCAGAGAUCCAGGAAGUGGCUAUCGAGUGCGGGUCUCUACCAUGCAAGCCUUACGAGGCCAACAAACCCAUACCUUGCGUUGUCUGUACUAUUUAGAGAACUACCAAGUUGCUGUAAUUUGUUAGAUUACUUAUAUUCGCCUUUGUGUAUCAAGUAAUAUAAUGAAUUGCAUUGUCAAUGAAAUUAUUUAUUAAUUUUUUUUUCGAUAUGAAGUUAUAUUUUUAUGAAGUUGGAUGUAUUAUUAUUUAUCAUCGUUUAGAGUACUUUAUAUGUCUGAAAUAAAUGCUCAAAAUUUCUCGUAUAUAUGAAAAACUCUGCCUUGAAAUUCACUUAAAUUAGCAAUUCUUGGAAUUAAGAAUUUUUCUCGGCAAUUCGUAAAUUCGAUUUUUUUAAGUUAAAAUUAUUUU
Molecule: messenger RNA, 932 nt
Organism: Argiope bruennichi
Lineage: Eukaryota; Metazoa; Arthropoda; Arachnida; Araneae; Araneidae
Exons: 2
Coding region: 115-621 (168 amino acids)
Source: RefSeq, a predicted model, not a curated record